UUCCUCGUGGAGACCACGUGCGUCGUCUGGUUCACCUUCGAGCUGCUGGUGCGCUUCUCCGCCUGCCCCAGCAAGGCCGAGUUCGCGCGCAACAUCAUGAACGUCAUCGACGUGGUGGCCAUCUUCCCCUACUUCAUCACGCUGGGCACCGAGCUGGCCGAGCAGCAGCCGGGCGGCGGCGGCGGCCAGAACGGGCAGCAGGCCAUGUCGCUGGCCAUCCUGCGCGUGAUCCGCCUGGUGCGCGUCUUCCGCAUCUUCAAGCUCUCGCGCCACUCCAAGGGGCUGCAGAUCCUGGGCAAGACGCUGCAGGCCUCCAUGCGCGAGCUCGGGCUGCUCAUCUUCUUCCUCUUCAUCGGCGUCAUCCUCUUCUCCAGCGCCGUCUACUUCGCGGAGGCCGACAGCCCCGGGACCCACUUCUCCAGCAUCCCGGACGCCUUCUGGUGGGCGGUGGUCACCAUGACCACGGUGGGCUACGGGGACAUGUACCCCAUGACCGUGGGUGAGAGUCUGGGCAUUGUGGAUGCAACUCAGAUGAUCAACACCGUCUGA
Molecule: messenger RNA, 549 nt
Organism: Carlito syrichta (Philippine tarsier)
Lineage: Eukaryota; Metazoa; Chordata; Mammalia; Primates; Tarsiidae
Product: potassium voltage-gated channel subfamily A member 5-like
Exons: 2
Coding region: 97-549 (150 amino acids)
Biological process (GO): potassium ion transmembrane transport
Cellular component (GO): membrane; voltage-gated potassium channel complex
Molecular function (GO): delayed rectifier potassium channel activity
Source: RefSeq, a predicted model, not a curated record